AUGAACUAUAUCAUGCUGGUUUCGCGUCAGGGCAAAGUACGACUCGCGAAGUGGUUCCAGACUCUGCCGCCGAAAAGCAAAGCGAAAAUCGUGAAGGAUGUCACGCAAUUGGUGUUGGCUCGUCGGACGAGGAUGUGCAACUUCUUAGAGUACAAAGAUACCAAGGUCAUCUACCGCCGCUACGCCUCACUCUUCUUCAUCUGCGCAGUCUCUCCGGGCGAUAAUGAGCUCAUCACGCUCGAGGUCAUACAUCGCUAUGUCGAGGUUCUGGACCGGUACUUUGGGAAUGUCUGCGAACUGGAUCUCAUUUUUAACUUUCAGAAGGCUUAUGCGAUACUGGACGAGCUUAUCAUCGCUGGAGAGCUUCAAGAGUCUUCAAAGAAGGCCGUGUUGAAAAUUGUCGCUCAAUCCGACGCUAUAGAGGAGGGUGAGUCGCUAGAGAAUCGUUCGAAGGACGCGGGAUUCACUUGA
Messenger RNA from Kockovaella imperatae, 471 nucleotides. Its product is annotated as AP complex, mu/sigma subunit. The transcript has 5 exons. Bases 1 to 471 code for a protein of 156 amino acids. Gene Ontology annotation, cellular component: intracellular membrane-bounded organelle; AP-1 adaptor complex. Gene Ontology annotation, molecular function: clathrin-cargo adaptor activity. Gene Ontology annotation, biological process: protein transport; vesicle-mediated transport. The record is from RefSeq and is a predicted model, not a curated record. Lineage: Eukaryota; Fungi; Basidiomycota; Tremellomycetes; Tremellales; Cuniculitremaceae.